UGUUGUCAUAUCGAUUUAAAUAUACAUAGAUAACUGUUCCACCCUGCCCUGGUAAAAGUGGGAACGUAGUUCGUUUCUGUUUAGCAAGCCACCUAGCACGGCUAAGCUAUUAACACCUCAUUUGGCCUGCCUGCCGUUGCCAAGCUAGCUUUAGCUUAGCUCCUCAAUUGGGAGCGAAGGUAUGAAGUGACGAUUGUUAAAUCAAGAUCAGUCUUGUGGUUUGCUUCGUUUAGCUAAACUCAAGCUGCCUUAGAUAGCAAGUAGCGGAGGAAGAGAGGAGCCAUACAAGACGCUGGGGAAAAGUCGACUUCUGUUCUACGAUUCAAAGGAAUAUACAGCAACGCGUUUACCGUCGGGGAUGUCAAGCACAGCAAUGAAGAAGAAGGUAUUGUUGAUGGGCAAAAGUGGAUCUGGAAAGACCAGUAUGAGAUCAAUCAUAUUUGCCAAUUACAUAGCUCGGGACACACGUCGUCUUGGAGCCACAAUUGACGUGGAGCACUCCCAUGUGCGAUUUCUUGGGAAUCUGGUUCUGAACCUGUGGGACUGUGGCGGGCAGGACACGUUCAUGGAGAACUACUUCACCAGCCAGAGGGACAAUAUUUUCAGAAAUGUUGAGGUGCUAAUUUAUGUAUUUGAUGUUGAAAGCCGUGAGCUGGAGAAAGACAUGCAUUACUACCAGUCUUGUCUGGAAGCUAUCCUGCAGAACUCCCCUGAUGCAAAAGUCUUCUGCCUUGUGCACAAAAUGGACCUGGUGCAGGAAGACCAAAGAGAUUUGAUUUUUAAAGAACGUGAAGAAGACCUAAGGAGACUGUCAAGACCAUUGGCUUGCACAUGCUUCAGGACAUCAAUCUGGGAUGAAACACUGUAUAAGGCAUGGUCUAGCAUAGUAUAUCAGCUGAUCCCAAAUGUGCAGCAGCUGGAGACAAAUUUGAGAAAUUUUGCACAAAUCAUAGAGGCAGAUGAAGUACUUCUGUUUGAGAGAGCCACUUUUCUGGUGAUCUCCCAUUAUCAAUGCAAAGAGCAGCGGGAUGCUCACCGUUUUGAGAAGAUCAGCAACAUUAUCAAACAAUUCAAACUCAGUUGCAGUAAACUUGCAGCCUCCUUCCAGAGUAUGGAAGUUAGAAACUCCAACUUUGCAGCCUUCAUUGAUGUCUUCACAUCAAACACAUAUGUUAUGGUCAUCAUGUCGGACCCUUCAAUACCGUCUGCAGCCACCCUCAUCAAUAUCCGCAAUGCUAGGAAACACUUUGAGAAGUUGGAGCGUGUGGAUGGACCCAAGCACAGUCUGCAUAUGAGAAUGCGCUAGCCAGUGCAUUUGCCUCUUGUCAUUAUGCUCAACCAAUCAGUCCACAGACUCCAAACUGUAGGUCGUGGUCCAGCCCUAAUGCAUAUGCAUAUGAACAGCCCCUCGACAUGUUUCUUAUAUCUUUACACUCAAUCACAGAAAUUAUUGACUUAUUUGAAAAUCACAUAUUCUUCUGUCUUAUUUCUACGGUGAUCACAUCUGUCAUUGGCCGUGAUGUUAUUCUCUUGAAAUCGUCGUUCCUAACUUUACACAUUAAAGGAAAAAGUGUUUCUGUUUAGCAUUAAGGGGCCUCCUAUGCUGUCUUACCCUGUUAGAGAUAGUUCACUCUAUCAGUGAAUUCCUGUGACAUGGGGACAAUAUCUCCAAAUCAAAAGGGCAAUACCUAUAACUUGAUCUACAAAUGCAGAUUUUAUGCCAUAUGUUGCUUUUAAAAUAUGCAAAAUAUAGUUAUAUUUGGAAAUGGAUGAAAAAAGGCUCAUUAUUGACAGCAAUACAUGACCUCGCAAAUUCACAUCUAUGGCAUCUAUGGGCAAUUUCAGUGUAGCCCAACAGUUUCUGUAUAUCGUGAAAUAAUCCACAUCUUAGUCAACUACAUCUGAACAGGGUUUAAGCCUCCUGUCACAUUAAGUUUGCACAAGAUUCUUGAUUCCUAAUUAACUUGGCAUGUUUCAUAAGGCCAUGAGAAAAGCCACCUGUGCUCUUAGACCAGUUUAAACAUGACAGCUGCUGGUAAGAAUCAAAUGCAACGCAAUGGGGGGUAGGGCUGUAUGAGAGACAAGAUUGCUCAAUGUGUGUUUUUUUACGUAAAAUCUCUUGGGAGUCGUAUGGGCAGACACUGGCACAACCUCAGCUCAGUAAACUCAGCAUGACUUGUUACUAGGCCAAAUAUAACCUUAACGUUUUUUCCUGAUACACAGAGAUCUUAAAUUUUCAAUAAAUUGACCAUUGAUCAAAUCACUACUUAAAGCUCUU
Lampris incognitus (smalleye Pacific opah) is the source of this 2278-nucleotide messenger RNA. RefSeq names its product Ras-related GTP binding A (gene rraga). The transcript is spliced from 10 exons. Gene Ontology annotation, cellular component: Gtr1-Gtr2 GTPase complex; lysosome; nucleus. Gene Ontology annotation, molecular function: GTPase activity; GTP binding. The record is from RefSeq and is a predicted model, not a curated record. Gene Ontology annotation, biological process: positive regulation of TOR signaling; cellular response to amino acid stimulus; regulation of autophagy. NCBI's taxonomy places the organism in Eukaryota, Metazoa, Chordata, Actinopteri, Lampriformes, Lampridae. The coding region runs from base 359 to 1306 and encodes 315 amino acids.